This is a messenger RNA of Folsomia candida, 9867 nucleotides long. It is a transcript of the gene bbg, whose product is annotated as bromodomain-containing protein DDB_G0270170. The transcript has 20 exons. NCBI's taxonomy places the organism in Eukaryota, Metazoa, Arthropoda, Collembola, Entomobryomorpha, Isotomidae. The record is from RefSeq and is a predicted model, not a curated record. Gene Ontology annotation, molecular function: protein binding. The coding region runs from base 1145 to 9025 and encodes 2626 amino acids.
GGGUUAUCUCAGUUUACCUACUUCGUGCUUGAUGCAAGUGCUAAAAUUUUACGUGAUACUUUUUGCAUCAGGUGCAGAUAAUUUCUCGUGUGUUUAAAAUAGUCGAUUUUGAGUGGCUGCAGCGGUUGCAUUAAUAAUGACCUUAGCGUAAGGAGAGGGAGAUAUACAUAAAAUAAUAAAAAAAUAACUGUUUUACAGAAUAUGACCUCCACCACGAACAGCGGUGUGCGGUCGAGUGUUCCACCUGCUCCAAAAUAUAUACGUGUUAUUUUUGCGUCCAUGUGGACAAACUGAGCUAUUUGAGGAUUUUUGUCAUAGAAGUGACUGUGUCCUUAUGCUGGAAGUAGACGAAAACUGGAUUUUGUGUGGUCCCUAAUUGUCUCGUGUUAGCUAAAAAGUGAAUAGUCUCAAAUUGGCUGGACAGUGUCAACGGAGCCAAUAAAAUUAAUCUAGACAAUGUGAGUGAGUGAAUCUAUCCAUGUGAAUACUGUGAAAUAUCUCCUUCAUGUCGAGGAGAAUGAGAUGAGAUUGCACGACGAAUGAGAAAAUUGGAUCAGGAAGGAUUUAUACUACAAAAUUUGAUGAAGAUGAAGACGUCCAUAAAGAACUUUAUGUGUAUGUGACUUGGAAAAAAUAAGGACUAUUUUAUGAACUUUGCAUUAUUACAGGGCUAUGAUUGUUUUAUGUGAAUAAUCAUCUGAUCCUAUUUUAUGGUUCUCGUAAAGUAUUUCCGUGUGUUUCCCUUUAAUUUGUCAAAGGAGUUACAAUUUAAUUACGGAUCCCGUCACGUAUGUGCAUGCGUUAUGCGUGUCAGAUGCAUCCACCACUUUUUCAACCUUCAAGUUCAUGAUUAUCGUAAAAUUAGACAAGCCCCUAUAAUUUAAAUAACCAAUAUUUGGCAUAUUAUAUUGUUUGUGGAAUGUUGACCUCGUUGUGUGUAUUAAUAAAAUAUAAUAAACAUUGUUUGUGAGUAAGUGCUGCUUGUAAGUGUUUCCGAUUAUUAAAGUGCUGCUGGGGGUUCAAGAAAAGGGAACAAGUGCCGAAAAUGUUCAAAAGUCUACUGUUCUAAUCAUGCUAAUGUUAGCGGAAGUAAUACGUUGAAAAGAAUAUUUUCAGAACUUAAGAUAAAAAAAACUAAAAAAUCAUGAAUGAGGAGGAGGAUACCGCAGGACCAUUUAUAACGGUGGUCUCCGUUGAUGGAGGGCUUACAUGUGGGAACAAACUGACGGUGAUAACACCCACUGGUAUACCUGAAAGUAGCAAAAAAGGAAAUAAUUCAGCAGCCAACAAUAAGGACGACCGGGGGGAAUUUUGUGAAACCACACAUGCAGCCAAAGAAUCGAAGCUACGCAUUCCGUGUCACAAAGGGAAAGUUAGUGCUAUUCCUUUGCUUGGUUGUGCUUUGGUUGGAGUGGAUAGGAAACCCAACAGCGGCGGCGGCGGCUCGGGAGUCAGAACCAACAACACGGACAAUGCUGCAUAUGUUACCCUCGUCUCCUUCGAGCAAGAAAAAGAGAUUGAAAAUGCUGCCAAAUUAAAAUCUGGGAUCCCAGUUAAAUCUUUAAAAAAUUAUCUGCACACAAAGUCCAUAGUCCAACUUGGGAAUAAGGAGCACAAUGCCAUGCCGCGAGGAAAUCCAUCUCCAGGAAAGGGACGCAUUCUUCCUGAUUGUGAGGAGGAUCAAAUCAUCACCAUCAGUAAUAAAGUGAAAGGAGGGCAUGGGAGAAAUUCGUCAUUCGUCGAAAUCUCCUCAAAGGAACAAGAAGAUGAGAAAAAAUGCAACUUUUCAAAUUGGCAACAAAAUGAAGAUGUAGAAAUCCCCACGCUGGUCAUUGAACAGGUUACAAUCCUUAGACUGCCAGGGGAAAAAUUGGGAUUUGGUCUUCGCUUCGAAGGUGGAGUGACUAAUCCAGUGGACAAAGUGAGAAAUUUAUUCAUCCAAUCUUGCGCCUUUGACAGUCCGUCGAUUAAGGCGCAGACCUCUUGGGGUCAUUUAGAUGAAGGGGAUGAGAUUCUUGAAAUCGAGAGUCUGCCAGUGACCAGCAUGACCAGAAUGGAAUGCAUUCAGCGUUUAAAAGAUUCCUCAGUCGCCGUUCGCCUUCUCAUCUCGCACUUUUACACGGGCGAGGAGCUCUCGCUCUUGAGAGCUCAGAGGGAAAUCGCUCUUCAGAAAAGGAAAUUGAAAACUGCUUCCACAAGGAGCCACCCAAGCCAAAAUAAGGCAGAAGGAGAAAUUACACUCAAAAUUAAAAAUGGAUCUGAAUUAAAAGAGAAGACAUGUGAUGAUGAUAAUGAUGAUGCUAUAAAUAACAAAGCUAAUGACUCUUGUAAACCCCAUCAUGUUCAUGGCCUUAAUCAGCAAAUCACGAGCAGUCGUCGAGAAACAAUAUCGUUAACAUCAUUAUCAUCGUCAUCGUCAACUGUAGAUUCACCCUGCCCGUCAAAAAUCCCACUGCCAAAAUCAAAGCAGUCCUUGCCGUUGAAUACCAAUAGUAAUAAUGCCAAUAAUCUUGAUACUGCCAACAAUACUACAACAAAUUCUCACGAGCAACAAUCAGGGAACAGUAUUGUUUAUGACCAUAAUAAGAAUGAGAUUGAACAAGGUCUGGCCUCCAAUCAGAUUGGUGUGCAGCACGAUGAAGACGAAACGCAACAACAGCUCAUGAGAUUAAAACCCCCCGUGGGGUUUGCAGAUGAACUAUUGCCACAACCUACUCGCUAUCAUCAUCAAUCGACAGCCUCCCUUGAAGGCUGCAACAAAACAGCAAAAGGUGUGCAGUCGUCAUAUUCAAACAAAAAUUUUUAUCUCCACCACCAGCAGCAACCUAGUGAACCACAAUUCUAUCACAAUGCCAUCAGCCCCACACACAGUUAUCGCAACAGCUCAAUGUCACUGGAAAGCUUUGGAUCCGAUGAGACGGGGAGUUCCCGAAGCACCGUCGUUUCUCGACUAUCCAUGACUUCGUCCAUCACCUCAACAAUUGGCAAUGGCGUACAAAGUGACAAUAAUCUAAUGGCCACAUCGCCUACCUCGAACCCAAACCCACACAAUGGUGGUCAUCAUGUCUUAUUAGUCAAGAGGAAAAGUAGCCUCAGUUCCCUCAACUCUUGCCCUGAGGGGGUGGCAUUGGUGGUGGAUGGGGAAACCAAUUUUCAAAAUGAGAAAUUUGCUCCGAGUGCCACAUUGGCGGAGACAAAAGAAACUGGGAUCGGCACUGUUGGCCAGCACACUCCUGACGCAGUUUUAUCCUUUUCUGGGGAGAUUCCGUUAGCACCUCCGUUGGUUUUCCAAGAUCAAAGCAACAACAACAAGCAACAACAAGCUCUGCAUGUAAUACGAGACACGGCUGUUUGCUAUUCUGGCUUUAAUCCACAAAAAAUAGGGAAGGAGAAUAUUCACAAUUCUUUCAGACGUGCCUGCGGAGACGACAAUCUCCAAGCGAAUGAGCCUGACAGUGGAGAGCAACAUGAAAAUGGUGCUAAAAAAGCGGUCAGUUGUACUACUGCCGAAGGCGCAAGAGUAAGAUCUGCCUUCACAUUCGACGAAAAUAAAUCAAUGGAUGAAUUUAAUGUUUUGGCUGCGAAUGGAAAUCACAUAAGCCCUGAUUUUACUGCUGCUAAUUGGGAACAGAAAGGGAUUUUAGAUUAUGAUGACGACGAUGAUCUUGCACUUUUGGCAGAAGAACUUGGACUCGACCAAGACGACGAGGAUCUGUUUAAUUCUUUGGUCGCAGAAAUUGAUGAGAUUAGUGCUCAGGUUGUCGGAUCCAAGAGCCUUGUCAAUAAUAAGGAUGAUGGAAAGAGAAGUGAUAUUGAUGAGCUGCUCAUUCAGCAGAAUUUCAAUGGGGCUGAAUUCACAGAGCGUCAUGAAUUCAAAAACUUUCAUUCUGAGACAGCACACCACCACGGCCAACAUCAGCAGCAACAGCAUCAUCAACUUUGUGCCACUUCUUCUUUUUAUGAAAAGGGGGAUGGAAUACGAGAUGCCAAUAUAUUUUCCACCAACAAAAACAACACGUCGAGACAAAAGACCACAAGCUGCCAUGCUGUAGAUGCUGAUGAAAAUAGAAAAACAAACGAGUCAAACGGAAGACAUUUAGAGAACAAAGAUGGGAUUGAAUUUGAAUCUUCAGAUAACGGGGAUCUCCUCACUGCUAACAAAGACCGUUUGUUUCCACCUUUUUCACCAAAAGUCGUUGAACCAAUUAAUGGUGAAAUAAUGAUGACUAUCAAUAAAAAAGAAGCAGAAGAUAAACAAAUGCAAUUUCAACAAUGGAAGAAAGAAGGCUGUUUUGAGAAAGAAGAUGACAAAACCAUUAUUACAGAUGCCGGUAACUUCCUGAAGACGGAAACUACAAGUGCACAAGCACCUGCACAAGCACCUGCCCCUCCUCCAAGAACCAAAGUGCUCGAAAAAAGGGUCAAGGAAAACCAGAAAACUGAGCCUACUUCUCCGCCAAGAGCAAAAGUGAGAAAGAACAUCGCGUCAAACAAGCGAGACCCAGCCUCCCCGACAAUAGUGAAAAUUGAUGAGUGGAGUCGACCCGAAGGAGUUACCACAAAUUUCAAUUCUGUAAAAUUGCAAGUCCGUCAACAUAAUUCUUCAUUGGUUUGCUCAGAGACAAAAGAAACCAAUCCAGAGAGCAGUUCGGCGGCGGCGGCAUCAGUUAUCUGCCGAAAAGAAGGGAGUGAUGGGGAUAAUAACGGAGAUUUCGAUGACUCUCAGAGUUCCCAUAAAGGCAGAAAUCUAGUUAUUGCCUCACAUUCUGCCCAACAAGGAGUCACAACAGGCGACCAAGCAGCAGAACAGAUAACUUUGCCCCCAAAAAGAAUGGAUUCCACUGAAGUACUUCAUAGUCAUCACCAGUUUCCACCACCCACAUUCUCCCGACUGCCGCCCGACGGGCACGAGUUCCCAAAUAAUUACUGGUCGGAUGAAAAGAUAAUUCAAUUCAGUGGGGACGACAAAUGUCAAUUUCGCAACGAGUAUUCGGUUGGAACAUCAUCUAAACCCUCAUCUGAGCCAGGCAGUCCCCCACCUCUGCCCACUUCAGAGCCUCCCAAGGAGGACCCCAUAGAAUUUCCACCCCUCCCGAAUACAGUACCACCGGUGCCACCAAAGAAAAUGGCAGCUGCACAAAGAUACAGUUUUGACGACAGGAAAAAAUUGUUUGAGAGUUCACCCUCCUCUGCAAAAGACAUGAUAAAUACCAACGGUUUCACUUACCCAGCAAAACCGAGUGAAGAACCCAGCAAGAAAAAUGUUGCUGUUCAACCUGCCCUUCCGUGUCAUACAGUGAAAGAUAAAAUUGCAAUGUUUUCCAGUCGAAGUAAUUCCAGUGAAGAUUCAGAUUCUUUGCAGUCCAUACUUCCAAAGAAAAUUUCCAACCACGUGUCUUCUAGUCUGUCCAAAAGUACUGUGCAUAUUCCUAACUCGAAUGGGUUUAGCAAAAGCUCUGAAAACUUGUUGGGGACGACGACGACGGGGAGGAAAGGUUCAGUUGAUUUGAGUCUGGCAGCCCACCGUGACACAACUCCUCCCGUUCCUUUGUACGCUACUAUGACUCGAGUCACACCCAACAGCACUGCGAAACCCCUGAGUUUAUACGAGAGGUCACAAAGUAUGGUUGAUGUUGGAGGCGCUGACCUCGGUGGAAAAAAUGCAAGUUACCAAAAUUCAGUAAACCAAAGCCAACCCUACACCAGCAACCAGUAUGGUAGUAGCACCCUAGGAAAGCCAGUCGUGGUGUCCAACAUGAUGGAACAGAGGAGAAAGUGCAUGACCAAGUUGAGAGGGCUUGUGAUCCCUGAUGGGCCUACGGACGGCACUAAUAGUGCAGCAGAGAGUGGAAGUAUGAGAACCAGAACUUGUGCUUCAGUAAUGGACUUGCCAACCAUUAAACCAGCAUCAUUGUAUCCUGCCACCGACAAUUCCCAGCUCAAGAAAUCAAUUUCACGAACAGAAUCCUUGGAUCGGUUCUCGUCGUCAAUUGAGACAACCAGUUCUUUCACAAAGACGAACUGCUCGAAUAAUAAUAAUAAUAAUAAUAAUAAUGACAACCAAAGUGCCAAAACCAAUAGUGCCCUUCAACAAACAGAAUACACGUCCAACGGGUUCCCAAAUAUAUUGCCCAAGUAUUCUCCAGCGUUUAAAAGAAGGGGUUUGUCGACUUAUCAGCCGUCCACGACUACAACUCUACCUUCUAAAAUUUCACCUCCUACUACAAAUAAGCAAACGCCCGGAACUACACCCGAACCUAAAAGUCUCGAAAGUCUUACUUCCCCGAAAUCGGAUUCGAGCUUUGAAUUUUCGUCGUCUGUUUCCCAACAGCAGCAAAACCAUCAACGCCAAAAAAAUACUCCCCCAACUGGAGGGGUGAAAAGUAUGGAGAAACCUGUUGAAAUUAAGGUGGGGAAGGAGCAGACAGUGAAAACCAACAAUAAUCUAAAAGUAGUAAAUGGGAAAUCAGGAAAGCUGGAAGAUAGUGAUAAUGACUCUGCUGUAAGUUCGAGUAGAUCCUCAAUAUCUCAUGGAUUGUCACCACCCAACUCUCCAACCCCUGGAGAAUCAACUGCAGCAACACCAGACCCUGAUUUGGGGAGUGAUGAUCAAAAGAACGAAGAGGUCAUGAUGAAUAUGGAUGAGAGCUGGCGAGUUCUGAAGCCCACUAGCGUUGAAGCAAUAAAUCGUAAGAAUGUAUUAAAAAGUGCAAAGUUCAGCAGCGGUGGUGGUCUUGGUCAGGCCACAAAAGGCGACGAUAGCAGUUUCAGCAGCAGCAAUGGAAAAAAUCGUCGCAGUGAUGAUGACGAAGCCAGUUAUGCAGAUGCUGAAACUGAGGAUACUGAAUCUUCAUGCUCCGAACUGGAAGGGAGUGGAAAUAGUCGACGCCUAAUUGAGACUACCAGCAGCCGGGUAACGAUGAUGACCCAUGAUCAAAGAGACUCUAAGGUUGAGACAGAAGAUGAUGACGAUGACGAUGAUGACGAACCAGCACAACAAAGUGCGGUGAACAUGGAAUUUACAGAAAUGACCGAGUCGCCCCUCCAAGCAAUUUACGACAUUGAGGUAAAGAUGGCAUACAUUAAUGAAGUUUGUGACGCUUUGAACGAGCGAGGACGAUCAGAUCUCCCGUCACGCUACUUUUCUCGUCGAGAUUCUGAAGCCACAGUAAUCGAGCAACCAAUUGAACACAAAAGAACAAUAGACCCUGAAGACAGUGCUUCUAUUACGGAACGUAGAGCACGAAACCGAAGUAGCUCGGGAAAUGAAUCCGAUUUCUCCAGCAAUGUGUCUGUAGGAAGCCAGCAUAAUAAUCAUAAGUCGUUAAGCAGAGAAACCAGCAGUAACAAUGGCACAGACACAGAACGGUGGUCCAUGCUAGAAAAGAAAUAUUCUAGAAGUAUGACUUCCGUCAACAGCCUUGGAAGUAAAGUAGAACCACAAAUACCACAAACACCGCAAGGUCUAACCCCAGCAACAUCCGUUCCAAAGAUAGUAAAGAAUUGUAGCACUGGUGCUAGCGAAGUGGUGGAAAAGAAGAUUGAGAAAAUUAUCGAAAAAUCCAGCACGGAUGGAAUUCUCAAAAAGACAAAUCCGAGCAUACCCAGAGGUCGCAAUGACUUCAAGUCCAUCGCUGAAAAGUGGCAGUCAAUUGAAUCCUCCAGUGUUUCAUCACCCGCACCAAGCAGACCUCAACUGGCUACUCCCCCGUCAACCACACCCAGCAUCUUAUCUAAGCCAUCCGCUCCAUCUCCAGUAAAAAGUAGCAUUUCAGAUUUGAAAUUCCCACCCAGAGAAAAUACCAUACCACAAACUGUGACCAGAACCCCAUCAGGACUCUCAUCCAGUUCACGGGACGACUCGGCUCGGAUCAUGCAGGCUAAACUUGAGGCAAUGGAAGCAGAUAAGGCUUGGGCCGCUGAGAAAUGCAAAAGCGAGAGCGAACCCCAGCAACAACGGGUGACGUCAACUGGCUCGGGUGCUGGGACAAAGCGAUCCGUCAGUGUGAACGACAUUCGCAAGGCAUUUGAGAAGGCAGAGAUUGCUGUGAACUCGUACAAUGGUCGAGAGGGAGGUAGCCCCACGGAAGAGGGGACUGGAAAAAAUAAGGAUGGGGGCCUCACUUUACCCGCAGCGCAUUUUAGAGUCAGUUCCUUCGAUAGCACGACAAGUGAGGAGAGCGGUGCCCCCACACCCGCCGGAAUGUACGGGUCCUCAAACAGCCUCGUUAGCUCGGCCCCCAAGGAUCCAUACGGCAGCAUUACGUCCCUGGCGUCCUCCACCAGCCUCAUUUCUCCACAGGAACUCCAACAGCUUAUUGAUGAAGCAAAUCAGUCACUAGAGGAAGCAGGCACACCUUCACAUGAAGUUUCCGUGGUAAUAUUGCACCGAGAAAUUAGUUGCGGAAGCCUUGGAAUAACGCUGGCUGGUGGAGCUGAUUAUGAGACAAAAGAGAUUACUGUUCAUAAAGUCCUCACCUCCAGCAUUGCAGACCGAGAUGGACGAAUUCACCGAUGCGACCGAAUUCUAUCCAUAAAUGGAAAAAGCACAAAAGGAUUAACACAUAGAGAGGCAUUGAAUUUGCUCAAGUCUCCAAGAACAGAAGUGGUUCUUGUAGUUUCUCGAGGUAGAACAGCAAAUGGAUUCCAAACAAUUUCGGAAACGUCCGCUCUGGACAGAGCGAUAGAACCUUUACUAAACGGAAAUUUAGUGAUUGAGAAUGAUGACGAUACAUGUUAUAAAUGGGGAUCGUUGAAAACUGCAACUCUCGUAAAGGACGGUGCCGGAUUAGGGUUUAGCUUGGAAGGAGGCAAAGGAUCCAUCCAAGGAGACAAACCACUCACGGUCAAGAAAAUAUUUAUUGGUGGACCUGCCGAGAAAAGCGGUGAACUAAAGCUGGGUGAUCUCAUCGUAUCAAUUAACGGCAUCAAUAUGUCGUCAAAGUCAAGAACUGAAGCAUGGAAUUUUAUGAAAAAGCUGAACGAUGGUGACGUAAAGAUAACUAUUCGAUCCCCAUUGGUCUAAAACAUAUACAUGUAUCUACAAACUACGGACGAAACUAUUUUUAAGCAACAACAAUUGUAUGUAUUUACGAAAUGUACAGAUUUUCAUGUUAUCGAUUCAAAAUUAGAAACUCGUGGGGACCGUUUGAAGUGACCUAGUUGAAACUAAUAUUUACGCAAUUAUAUAUAUUGCUAAUUUGCUAGCUAAUUUCAAGUGCGUGUGAAUUUUUAAUUACUGAUGGCUUUUGUAGUAAGUAAGCUGAAGUAGGCAGUGAACAUUGUAAUCUUAGUUUUUGAUGGUUUUGUUGAAUUCACUAUAUUUUAUAUAGAGUUUUAAACUAGUACAUUUAUCAACUUCGGUUUAUCAAUUUAGAAUUAUCCGGUCGAAACCAAAUCACAAAGCGUUCUGCAUUCGCAGAAAUAUAAUGGAACAUUGCUAUACUUUAUAGUUCUGUAUGACCCUUCACCUGUGCUCGGUGUUAUUAAAAUGUACAACGGACGAACUGUGUGGCGUUAGGAGAGAACCAAUCAACAAACAAUAUUGUCAAAUGAAAUUGCAAGCUUUAACUGAAAACUCGUCGAUUUUUAUCUAUACAAUACAAAUACUUAAUAUGUAAAUAUUUUCGUAUCCAACAAAACUAUACAUUUGUAGGUAUGUUGUAAUUGAUAUUAUAUGCCUAUUUAAAUGGAUUCCAGAAUAUUCGUUACACAAUAACUAUUAUUAACUGACUUAAAUGAAAUAAUUACAGAAGAGCAUAAUAUAUCACAACUGCACCUGCAUGUAUCAAUUACAUUUUACUCCUGUAGACGUUUACACUUACAAGAAUAAAUUACAUACAUGAAUAAAUCCUAAUGUCGAAGAAA